This is a messenger RNA of Argentina anserina (silverweed cinquefoil), 7544 nucleotides long. RefSeq lists its product as uncharacterized. The coding region runs from base 76 to 7320 and encodes 2414 amino acids. The transcript is spliced from 51 exons. Gene Ontology annotation, molecular function: molecular adaptor activity. The record is from RefSeq and is a predicted model, not a curated record. Gene Ontology annotation, biological process: negative regulation of translation; nuclear-transcribed mRNA catabolic process, deadenylation-dependent decay. Gene Ontology annotation, cellular component: CCR4-NOT core complex; P-body. NCBI's taxonomy places the organism in Eukaryota, Viridiplantae, Streptophyta, Magnoliopsida, Rosales, Rosaceae.
GAGUAACCUCUGCUAUCUGCUCUCAAUCUCGAUAUCACAGCAAACCCUAUCUCGCAAUCCCUCGUCGUCUACGCGAUGCUCAAGUUUUCGCAGACCACUGCGGACCAGAUUCGCUUCCUCCUCCACAGCCUCAACGACUCCAACUCCGACUCCGUUCACCGUGAGCUCACUCAGUUUGUUGAAUAUGGAAUUGAGGGAAGCAUUUUGCUGCUCCAAACCUGCCUGGAUCAUCUCAAUCAUUACAGAUCAGACAGUAAGAAUGUGGCACUGGAACGGGUUCUUGCCUCAAUUUUUAAAUAUCUCAUUGACCAACCAAAUUUCAGCACUAUGUUCUGUGAAUCACUAAGAAAUACAGCGGUCAAUGAGGGAAUUGUUCAGAAUUUCUCGAGUGCAUUGCAACUGUCUGUACCUGAGAAAAUUGGUGUUGGUCUUGCUUUGUCAGAUUCAGAAAACCUAGACACCAGAAUAUGCGGCAAAAACUUUUGCAUGGCUCAGAUUGAGCAAUUGUGUCAAACUCCUGCGGACAGGAUCUCUUCUGAGAAAAUUCAGAGCAUUGUUAUGUUCCUCCAGCGGUCUGAGGGUCUUUCCAAGCAUGUAGAUUCCUUUAUGCAGAUGGUAUCUUUACUGCAGCUGAAAGAUGAUGAAAGCUCUUUCGUUUUAAGUCCAUUGCUUUCGGAUGAGCUUCGUGAUGCUGAUUUUUUGAGGAACGUGGAUCUGUUCCAUGAAAGUGGAGAAAAUGACUUCGAUGCAAUUUUAGCAGAAAUGGAGAAGGAGAUGAGUAUGGGAGAUAUUAUGAAGGAAUUAGGUUAUGGAUGCACAGUUGACACAUCUCAGUGCAAAGAGAUUUUAUCCCUUUUCUUACCUCUCAAUGAGAUUACUAUCUCUAAAAUACUUGGCACGAUUUCCUGCACCCAUGCUGGUCUCGAGGAUAAUCAGAAUACAUUUUCAACCUUUAGGUUGGCACUUGGUUACAUCAGUUCAUCUGAUUUACCUAUGCUGAAUACGUGGAACAUUGAUGUCCUUGUGGAUACAAUCAAUCAACUUGCUCCGAACACCAACUGGAUAAGUGUUAUUGAAAAUUUGGAUCAUGAGGGAUUCUAUAUUCCUAAUCAGGAGGCAUUCUCUUUUUUCAUGUCUCUAUAUCAGCAUGUCUGUCAGGAGCCAUUCCCCCUACAUGCUAUUUGUGGGUCUGUUUGGAAGAAUACUGAGGGUCAGCUAUCAUUUCUCAAACAUGCUGUUUCAUCACCACCUGAAGUAUUUACCUUUGCUCACUCUGUUAGGCAGCUGCCAUAUGCGGAUGCAGUAAAUGGCCACAAGCUACAACAUGGGCAUGCAAAUCAUGCAUGGUUGUGUCUAGACCUUUUGGAUGUACUUUGUCACCUAUCAGAGAGGGGUCAUGCUCUUUCUGUUCGCUCGAUACUCGAGUAUCCUCUUCAACACUGUUCUGAAGUCCUGCUUCUUGGGAUGGCUCACAUUAAUACUCCAUACAACCUGCUGCAGUAUGAAGUGUCUUUUAUUGUUUUCCCCAUGGUAGUAAAAAAUGUCAUGGCUAAUGGCAUGAUUGUUCACCUCUGGCAUACUAACCCCUCUUUGGUGCUCCGGGGAUUUGUGGAUACCUACAAUAGUGAUCCAGACAGCAUGAAUAGGAUAGUGGAUAUCUGUCAAGAGCUCAAGAUUUUGCCGUCCGUCAUGGAAAUGAUCCCUUCUCCGUUUAGUAUCAGACUGGCGGCCCUUGCUUUUAGAAAAGAGCUUGUAGAACUUGAAAAGUGGUUGAGUAGUAAUUUGGUUACAUAUAAAGACACCUUUUUUGAGGAGUGCCUCAGGUUCCUUAAGGAGAUUCAGUCUGGUGGGACCCAAGAUUUCUCCACCAGACCAUUCCAGCAUUCCAGUGCUGUCUCAACUCUUUAUGGGGACACUACUGCUACCUUCUCAAAGGUUCUUAAAGCUCAUGUUGGGCAGAUUACUUCUAGCCACCUUACUGAGGAAAUGGAAAGACUCACUGUAUCAAUUAUGAAUUCUAAUCCAAGGCUACAGAAUGGUGGGAAUACAGAGUCAUCAACAGAUGGUGGAUAUACAGAUGAUAUUGAAACUGAAGCCAACUCUUACUUCCAUCAAAUGUUUUCUGGUCAAUUGACUAUUGAAUCAAUGGUCCAAAUGCUCGCUGGAUUCAAAGAAUCUUCUGUAAAAAGGGAACAAUCCAUUUUUGAGUGCAUGAUUGCUAAUCUGUUCGAAGAGUACAGAUUCUUUCCAAAGUAUCCUGAAAGACAGCUCAAAAUUGCUGCAAUUUUAUUUGGGUCUGUCAUCAAGCAGCAGCUUGUAACUCAUUUGACCCUGGGGAUUGCUCUGCGCGGUGUUUUAGAUGCAUUGCGCAAACCUGCAGAUUCAAAAAUGUUUGUGUUCGGAACCAAGGCUUUGGAGCAGUUUGUGGACCGUCUGAUUGAGUGGCCACAGUACUGCAAUCACAUUCUUCAGAUAUCCCAUUUGCGCAAUACCCAUUCAGAGCUGGUGGCAUUCAUUGAGCAGGCUCUUGCCAGGAUUUCAUCCGGUCAUUCAGAUUCAGAUGGAAGUUACCAUGCUUCUGCAGUUCAUCAUCAUGGCCCCAGUCAAGUUACCUCAGGAAAUGUUGCUUCUGCAGUUCAUCAUCUUGGCCCCAGUCAAGUUACCUCAGGAAAUGUGGAGGUAAAUGGAUCUAGCAUUGUACAAAGUGGACAGCCAAUAUCUACUCAACUCCAGCUCCAACAGAGACAUGAAAGCUCUUUUGAUGAUCGUGUCAAGUCCUCAACUUCAUCUAAUGAGGUGAAACCAUUUAUAUCAUCUGCGAUGCCACCCACAGUUCCUGUUGGUGAUGCUUCAAGUAUUCAGAAGGUACAAAAUGCAGUUAGUGUUCAAUCAGUUUCGUCUUCUGCUUCCCCUGGAUUUGUUCGUCCGACACGAGCAUCUGCCUCUACCAGGUUUGGCUCUGCUUUGAACAUUGAAACAUUGGUUGCAGCAGCUGAGAAAAGAGACGCUCCUGUUGAGGCUCCAGCAGAGAUUCAGGACAAAGUAUUAUUUAUCGUUAAUAAUAUAUCACUUACUAAUAUUGAGGCCAAGUCAAAGGAGUUCUCCGAGAUACUGAAAGAGCAAUACUAUCCUUGGUUUGCGCAGUAUAUGGUUAUGAAAAGGGCAAGUAUUGAGCCGAAUUUUCAUGACUUGUACCUGAAAUUUCUGGACAAACUUAAUUCAAAGACUUUGAAUAAAGAGAUUGUUCAAGCCACGUAUGAGAACUGCAAGGUUCUUCUAGGGUCUGAGCUUAUAAAAUCAAGCUCAGAGGAGCGUUCUUUAUUGAAAAAUUUAGGUAGCUGGCUUGGGAAGCUUACGAUCGGAAGAAAUCAAGUUUUAAGGGCUCGUGAAAUUGAUCCCAAAUCCUUGAUCAUAGAGGCAUAUGAGAAAGGUUUGAUGAUUGCUGUCAUACCUUUUACUUCAAAGAUUUUGGAACCAUGUCAAAGUAGCCUGGCUUAUCAACCACCAAAUCCCUGGACAAUGGGUAUUCUUGGAUUACUUGCUGAGAUCUAUUCCAUGCCAAAUUUGAAGAUGAAUCUCAAGUUUGAUAUAGAGGUUCUAUUCAAGACUUUAGGAGUGGAUUUGAAGGAGAUUACACCAACUUCUCUUCUCAAGGAUCGCAAUAGAGAACUUGAAGGGAAUCCUGAUUUCUCCAACAAAGACUUUGGGGCAUCCCAACCACAGAUUGCUGAAGUAAAAUCUGGAAUUAUCCCUCCACUAAACCAAGUUGAGCUACCAAUUGAUGUUGCUCCAUCUAACUCUGGCAGCCAUACACAUUUGUUAUCUCAGUAUCCUACCUUGAUGGAGGAUGACAAGCUUGCUAUGGGGUUAUCUGAUCAGAUCACUUCUGCUCAAGUACUGUUACAAGCUACUCCAUCACAGUCCCCAUUUUCUGUCAGUCAGCAUCCCACAGCAAUACCGAACAUUGGAACCCACGUAAUUAUCAACCAGAAACUCAGUGCCUUGGGGUUGCAUGUGCACUUCCAAAGAGUGGUUCCAAUUGCUAUGGAUAGAGCUAUCAAAGAAAUUGUAUCUGGUAUAGUUCAGCGCAGUGUUUCUAUAGCUACCCAGACAACUAAGGAGCUUGUGUUAAAGGACUAUGCCAUGGAAUCAGAUGACACACGAAUAUUUAAUGCAGCUCACUUGAUGGUCGCCAGUUUGGCAGGGAGUCUAGCACAUGUGACAUGCAAGGAACCGUUGCGGAGUUCAAUAUUGAGUCAGCUAAGAAAUUCUCUUCAGGGAUUAAAUAUAGCAAAUGAACUUCUAGAACAAGCUGUUCAACUUGUAACCAAUGAUAAUCUGGAUCUUGGAUGUGCAGUCAUUGAGCAGGCUGCUACAGAUAAGGCAGUAGCAACAAUUGAUGGGGAAAUAGGUCCACAGCUUUCAGUAAGAAGGAAGAGAGAAGGUGUUGGUGCAACCUAUUUCGAUGCUAACAUGUAUCCACAAGGUUCUAUGGGUGUUGUGCCAGAAGCUCUCCGCCCUAAACCUGGUCAUUUGUCCCUCUCUCAACAACGAGUUUAUGAAGAUUUUGUUCGGCUUCCCUGGCAAAACCAAUCUAUCCAAAGUUCGCACGUUCUGCCAGUUGCUACCACAGCUUCAUCUGGUAGUGUUGGUCUCACUAGCACAUACAGUUCAGCAUCUGGGCAACUUAACACUGGAUACUCAGCAGGACCUGGGAGCAAAUUCGAAGCUGUUUCUCGUCCAUUGGAGGAAGUGAUGGAAUCCAAUUCUGCCCUUCAUCUUAGUGCUUCAUCUAAUCAUGUUGGGGCGACCGAUGGUGUUUCCCAUCAUAGUUCUGAAAAUGAUUCUAUUGUUGGCUCAUUUCCUUCUGCUGCUUCUGCCCCGGAGCUGCACUCUGUAGAGUCACCUGAUGUUGUAAAGGAAUCUGGAGUUUCGUCACAGUCGCCACCUUCACUUGCUGUAACUGAGCGUCUUGGAAAUCACUCAGAACCUUCCCUCCCAACAGGGGCUGCAAUGGAAAAAUACCAGAUUGUUGCGCAGAAGUUGGAAGCGAUGGUAACUAAUGAUGCUAGGGAAUCAGAAAUCCAGGGAGUCAUUGGUGAAGUGCCUGAUAUUAUACUCAGAUGUGUCAGUCGAGAUGAGGCUGCCUUGGCUGUGGCUCAAAAGGUUUUCAAGGGUUUGUAUGAGAAUGCAUCAAACCAGAUUCAUGUACGCACUCAUCUCUCAUUGCUGGCUGCAAUCCGUGAUGUUUGUAAGCUUGUCUCUAAGGAGGUCACUAGUUGGGUGAUGUAUUCUGAUGAGGAGCGGAAGUUUAACAAAGAAAUUACUGUUGGGCUUAUCCUCAGUGAAUUGCUAAACCUUGCCGAGUACAAUGUUCACAUCGCAAAACUUAUUGACAGUGGCAGGAAUAGGCCAGCAACUGAGUUUGCUACUUCCUUAGUCCAAACUUUGGCAAUUGAAGAUUUUAAAGUUAUCUCAGAACUUCAAAAUGUUGUUGAAGCAUUGAAUAAGGCUGCUGCCAAGCCUGGAUCUCCAGAGUCACUGCAGCAGGUUGUAGAAUUUAUCAAGAAUCCUGCUGCUAAUUUGACUGCCGGUGUUAAUGUUGGGAAGGACGACAAGGCCAGACAAUCGAGAGAAAAAAAGGCUCCUGUCCACUCUCCGGGAAGCAGGGAAGAGUUCAGUAUUGUGGAUUCUGCAGAAUCAGACCCUCCUGGUUUCCGCGAUCAGGUGUCCUCGCUGUUUUCUGAGUGGUAUCACUUUUGGGAACUACCUGGUGCAAAUGAAAAUAAUUGUGCCCAUUUAAUCUUAAAUUUGCACUCAAGCGGCAUGCUGAAGGAUGAUCUGAUGGAGCGGUUUUUCCGACUACUCACAGAGCUUACUGUUGCACAUUGUCUAUCUUCUGAGGUGAUGAAUUCUGGCACACUGCAGACUCCUCAACAAGUGCAGAGUCUAUCCUUCCUGGCCAUUGAUGCUUAUGCUAAACUUGUAUUUUCAAUUAUUAAGAUGGAGCAAGGAUCAAAUAAACUCAUUCUCUUGUCCAAGAUUUUGGCAGUCACAGUGAGAGUCAUUCAGAAGGAUGCAGAGGAAAAGAAAUCAUCUUUCAAUGCAAGACCAUAUUUUAGAUUGUUUGUUAACUGGUUGCUAGACCUUGGGUCUUUGGAUCCUAUUAUUGAUGGUGCUAACUUUCAGAUAUUGACAGCCUUCGCAAAUGCAUUUCAUGCGUUGCAACCCCUCAAGGUUCCUACAUUCAGCUUUGCAUGGCUCGAGUUGGUGAGUCACAGAAGUUUCAUGCCUAAAAUGCUAGCUGGAAACGGUCAGAAGGGUUGGCCCUUUAUACAACGUUUGCUGGUUGACUUAUUUCAGUUCAUGGAGCCAUUUUUGAGGAAUGCUGAACUUGGAAUACCGGUUCACUUCCUAUAUAAAGGUACCCUUAGGGUUCUUCUUGUGCUGCUCCAUGAUUUCCCCGAGUUCCUUUGUGAUUAUCACUUCACUUUCUGUGAUGUGAUUCCCCCAAGUUGUAUUCAAAUGCGAAAUAUCAUACUCAGUGCAUUUCCCCGUAAUAUGAGGCUUCCUGAUCCAUCUACUCCAAACUUAAAGAUUGAUUUGCUUGCUGAAAUCACUCAGUCUCCACGUGUUCUUUCCGAGGUUGAUGCAGCUUUGAAAGUAAAGCAGAUGAAAACCGAUGUGGAUGAGUAUCUCAAGACAAGGCAACAAGGUUCUUCAUUUUUGACUGAAUUGAAGCAAAAAUUGCUCCUUCUACCAACCGAAGCUGCCUCAGCUGGUACUCGUUACAAUGUACCCCUCAUCAACUCCCUUGUACUCUAUGUGGGGAUGCAGGCUAUCCAGCAGCUUCAAGCUAGAACACCUCACGCUCAGGCAAAUCAAACUGUUCCAUUUGUUUAUUUGGUGGGUGCUGCUUUGGAUAUCUUUCAGACUCUGAUAGUGGACCUAGAUACUGAAGGACGGUACCUUUUCCUAAAUGCAAUAGCAAACCAACUCCGCUAUCCAAACACCCAUACACAUUACUUCUCCUUCAUUGUUCUUUACUUAUUUGCGGAGUCAAACCAGCAGGAAAUUAUCCAGGAGCAAAUCACAAGGGUUUUGUUGGAACGUCUUAUAGUUAAUCGGCCGCAUCCAUGGGGUCUACUGAUCACCUUCAUUGAGCUAAUCAAGAAUCCGAGGUACAACUUUUGGAACCGGGGUUUCAUAAGGUGUGCACCAGAGAUUGAAAAACUAUUUGAAUCUGUAUCAAGGUCAUGUGGAGCCAAGCCUGUGGACGAGGGUAUGGUUUCUGGUUGGGUACCAGAGACAGCUCACUGAUUCUCCCAGAGUCGUUCGGCAAUAGAUUUAGGACUAGUAAAUGCAACAGCAAUUUAAUUGCAUAUCUGGCAAUUUAAUUGUAUAGUUUGACUUGUAGAUGAAAUCAACUAUAGGUAAAUGUAAUGGAAAUUAUUUCAGUCUUAAUUGUACAUAAGAGACUCCUGGAGCUUUUGGCCGGUUAAAAUUUGAUCCAACAUUCUUUUUUUCGACAAAAUUUGAUCCAA